This is a messenger RNA of Orycteropus afer afer, 2177 nucleotides long. It is a transcript of the gene GBA1, whose product is annotated as glucosylceramidase beta. Gene Ontology annotation, biological process: glucosylceramide catabolic process. The record is from RefSeq and is a predicted model, not a curated record. Gene Ontology annotation, molecular function: glucosylceramidase activity. NCBI's taxonomy places the organism in Eukaryota, Metazoa, Chordata, Mammalia, Tubulidentata, Orycteropodidae.
ACCCAUCCAGUGAACCCGAAGAGAUGGAGCUUUCAAGUCUUUCCAGAGAGGAAUGUCCCAAGCACCUGGGUAGGAUGGGCAUCGUGGCUGUCAGCCUCACGGGAUUGCUUCUACUUCAGGCAAUAUCAUGGGCAUCAGGUGCUCACCCCUGCAUCCCUCAAAGCUUUGGCUAUAGCUCAGUGGUCUGUGUCUGCAAUGCCACGUACUGUGACUCUCUUGACCCCCUGACACUUCCUGCCCGUGGCACCUUUAGCCUCUAUGAGAGCACACGUAGUGGGCGUCGGAUGGAGCUGAGUAUGGGGACCAUCCAGACAAGUCGUACAAGUAAAGGGCUGCUACUGACCUUGCAGCCAGAAAAGAAAUACCAGAAAGUGAAGGGAUUUGGAGGGGCCAUGACAGAUGCUGCUGCUCUCAACAUCCUUGCCCUCUCACCACCUGCACAGAAUUUGCUUCUCAAAUCAUACUUCUCUGAAGAAGGAAUAGAAUACAACAUCAUCCGGGUACCCAUGGCCAGCUGUGACUUUUCCAUCCGUACCUACACCUAUGCUGACAUCCCUGAUGAUUUCCAGUUGUACAACUUCAGCCUCCCAGAUGAAGAUACCAAGCUCAAGAUACCCCUGAUUCACCGAGUCCUGGAAAUGACCCGACGCCCCAUCUCACUCUUUGCCAGUCCCUGGACAUCACCUACUUGGCUCAAGACCAAUGGGGCAGUGAAUGGGAAGGGGUCACUCAAGGGUCAGCCAGGGGAUAUCUACCACCAGACCUGGGCCAGAUACUUUGUCAAGUUCCUGGAUGCCUACGCUGAGCAUAAUUUACGAUUCUGGGCUGUGACAGCUGAGAAUGAGCCUACUGCAGGGCUGUUUAGUGGUUACCCCUUCCAGUGCCUGGGCUUCACUCCUGAACACCAGCGAGAUUUCAUCGCCCGUGACCUGGGUCCCACCCUCGCCAAUAGUACUCACCGUGAUGUCCAUCUGCUCAUGUUGGAUGACCAACGCCUGCUGCUGCCCCACUGGGCCCAGGUGGUACUGGCAGACCCAGAGGCAGCUAAGUAUGUUCAUGGUAUUGCUGUGCACUGGUACCUGGACUUUCUGGCCCCAGCAAAGGCCACCCUGGGUGAGACACACCGCCUAUUUCCCAACACCAUGCUCUUUGCCUCAGAAGCCUGUGUGGGCUCUAAGUUUUGGGAACAGAGUGUGCGGCUAGGCUCCUGGGACCGAGGGAUGCAGUACAGCCACAGCAUCAUCACGAACCUUCUCUACUACGUGGUUGGCUGGACUGACUGGAAUCUUGCCCUGAACCCUGAAGGGGGACCCAACUGGGUGCGCAAUUUUGUUGAUAGCCCCAUCAUUGUGGACAUCACCAGGGACACAUUUUACAAACAGCCUAUGUUCUACCACCUUGGGCACUUCAGCAAGUUCAUUCCUGAGGGAUCCCAGAGAGUGGGGCUGGUUGCCAGUGAGAAGAAUGACUUGGACACAGUGGCACUGAUGCGACCUGAUGGCUCUGCAGUUGUAGUUGUGUUAAACCGCUCCUCUAAGGAUGUGCCUCUCACCAUUGAGGAUCCUGCCGUGGGCUUCCUGGAGACUAUGGCACCUGGCUACUCCAUUCAUACCUACCUGUGGCGUUGCCAGUGAUGGAUCUGAUACCCAAGCCACAGGCACCUGGGUUCAGCUUGGACAUUAAAAGGACAGAGACAAUUCACAUGCUAUCUGUGACUAAAGAGGGCACAGCAGGGCCAAGGAGAGCUUAUGGUGAUGUAAGCCCACAAACAGUGGUUUGGAUGACUCACUUCCCCCUCUAGUUGGUGCCAGGGGCUGGAGGCCCCUAGAAAGAGGAUCAGGAAGCCCCAGUGGCCUCCUGCCCCCCAUGCUUGUGUGAGCGUGUGCUAUGUGCUGGUUGUCUGUGGAAACUGGGCCCAGGACCAGGGUGAGCUCACUGUACAAACACAGGAUGGGGGAGCAGGCGGAGGUUAAGGAAAGGAAGAGACUAGGAAAGCUGACCCAAAACUGGCCCUGCUUGUCUUUCCUGGAGAUGCAGAUGGCCCUUGGGGAGGCACUACAAGCAUCAGGGCACAGGAGGUCCAGAAGCCCAGUACAGUGGGUAGGCUCAGGCCCCCCAGAUGACCCCAUGGCACCAGCAAGGCCAAAUGGAGGCCCCUUAAAGCAGAGACUGUCUGA